UACUGGUGAUGCACGCAGUUGCUUCAGACCUUUCCAAAUUCCAACUGCUAUGUUCUUACUUUCCUUGAACCAAGAGUAAAGAAGACUUUGCAAGGUAUCAGCACGGAUGCCUUUCUUCCCCUUCUGAUCCCAAUAAUAUUAAAAUAACCAUCACAGAAGUAUAAAUCCAUCUACGCAUCCUUUGUCAUCUACACUGUCGCAAAACGGGAAGGAGAUCAAGAACGUCAGGCCAAGCUUCUCGCAAGGAGGAGAUCAAGAAACCCGGCCUAGGGCAAUCCGGUCGCAAGUCGCGACGACGGAAUCAUGGGUGUUCUUGGCACCCUUGCUAGAAAUCUGGACGCCCUUGUUGGGCCAGGGAUCAUGCUACUCUAUCCUCUCUACGCGUCCAUGCGCGCCAUAGAGAGCCCUUCUUCCCUGGACGAUCAGCAGUGGCUCACCUACUGGGUCCUGUAUUCCCUGAUCGCCCUCUUCGAGCUCUCAUGCUGGAAAGUCCUGCAGUGGUUUCCGCCGUGGCCGUACAUGAAGCUGCUGUUCUGCUGCUGGCUGGUGCUGCCCAUCUUCAACGGCGCGGCCUACAUCUACGAGGCGCACGUCCGGCGCUACUUCAAGAUCGGCAGCUACGUGAGCCCCAGCUACAGCGAGCGCCACCGCCGGGUGCUGCAGAUGACGAGCCUUGACGCGCGCAGGUCCGUCGAGCGCUUCAUCGACACGCACGGGCCCGACGCGCUCGACAGGAUCAUCCGAGCUGCUGAACAGGAAGCCAAGAGGGCAUAGCAGCUUAGCGUGCGCUGUGACUUAAGGGAUUCAGUCCAUAGGGCUUCAGAAUUCAGAUGGGGUGAAGGCGAAGCAAUGCGAAUGGAUAACCGAAGCAGCCUGAUGCCUGGCUCGUGUGAUUACUUUGUGCAGUGCAGACAUGGUACGCGUGCGUGUUUGUUUGAUCAUUACGUCUGGCCUUGCCAACACUUCAAGAAAAGAAUCAAAAGAUGGCAUGGGGCCAUGAGAGAGAGAGCAUGGUUUGAAUGAAGCUGCAAAUCUGGUGGUGUACUUGUGGAAUCUUUCGCGGAAUUCAGGUGUGCAUGAGAAUUGAAAACGAAAAAAAAAGUGAUUCGAUCGGAUAUUUUCUAAGUACCCGAUGCAAAUGUAUGAAAGCAUGAAAAAUUACAGAUAAGGCGCGAGCUUGUACACAGGAAAGAAUUGCACGGCUACCUCCUCUUGGAGCCCUGUUUAAUAUUGCAGCCUUUGCGCAGUGGUGGGUGGAUUAUAUCAUA
This is a messenger RNA of Zea mays, 1268 nucleotides long. RefSeq names its product HVA22-like protein f. NCBI's taxonomy places the organism in Eukaryota, Viridiplantae, Streptophyta, Magnoliopsida, Poales, Poaceae. The transcript has 5 exons. Bases 304 to 774 code for a protein of 156 amino acids. The record is from RefSeq and is a predicted model, not a curated record.